Molecule: messenger RNA, 2074 nt
Organism: Labeo rohita (rohu)
Lineage: Eukaryota; Metazoa; Chordata; Actinopteri; Cypriniformes; Cyprinidae
Product: E3 ubiquitin-protein ligase TRIM35
Exons: 6
Coding region: 175-1536 (453 amino acids)
Molecular function (GO): protein binding
Source: RefSeq, a predicted model, not a curated record
GAAGACGACUUGACAUAAACAACACAGAACCAACCAUCAGUGAAGAAUAAAAAACUUAAGGAUUUUUGAACAGUUUGUUUCUGAACAGACGGCAGAUCUUUGUGAUCCCGUAGUCAUUCACUUUUGAAAGCUUUGUUCAGAAAGUGAAAUUAAAGUUAUAUUGCUGGAGCUCAAAUGGAUUUACUAACUGAAGAAGAUCUUUCUUGUCCUGUGUGCUGUGAAAUCUUCAAGGAUCCUGUUGUUUUAUCAUGUAGUCACAGUGUCUGUAGAGAGUGCCUUCAAGAGUUUUGGAAAACAAAGGAAAGUCAGGAGUGUCCUGACUGUGGGAGAUCAUCAAAACAUGAUCCUCCUGCUAAUCUCGCUUUAGUAAACUUGUGUGAGAUGUUCCUGAAGGAGAGAAAAGAGAGGCAUUCAUCAGAAUCUGAGGAGAUCUGCAGUUUACACAGUGGGAAACACAAACUCUUCUGUCUGGAGGACAAACAGCCUGCAUGUGCAGAGUGCUUUACUUCACAAAAACGCAUAAAUGACACAGUCAGACCCAUCAGUGAAACUGCUCCAUAUCCAUCCAAUGCUCCUUAUAAGGAGCAGCUCAAUACAGCACUGAAAUCCUUACAUGAGAAGCUUAUACACAGUGAAAACAUUAUAGGAGAAUUUGAGAAAACACUUCUACACAUCAGGUCUCAAGCUGAGCACACAGAGAGUCAGAUUAAACAGCAGUUUGAGAAGCUUCAUCAGUUUCUCAGAGAUGAAGAAGAAGCUACAAUCACUGCCCUGAGGGAGGAAGAGGAGCAGAAGAAGCAGAUGAUGAAAGGGAAGCUGGAGGAGAUGAACAGACACAUCUCAGUUCUUUCACACACAAUCAGAGACAUUCAGGAGAUGAUUAAAGCCAAUGAUGUCUGCUUUCUAAAGGAGUUUCCAGUCACAAUGGAAAGAGUCCAGAUCUCACAGCCGGAUCCACAGAUGACUUUUGGAGCUUUGAUUAAUGUGCCACGUUAUUUGGGCAACCUACAGUUCAGAGUAUGGAAGAAGAUGCAGGACAUUGUCCGGAACACUCCAGUGAUUUUGGAUCCAAACACUGCAAAUCCACGUCUCGUCCUGUCUGAUGAUCUGACCAGUGUGACACGGAGCAACUAUCAACCUGUUCCUGAUAAUCCAGAGAGAUUUGACUGUUAUCGCUGUGUUCUGGGUUCCGAGGGCUUUAACUCAGGAACACACUGCUGGGAUGUGGAGGUUAAAGAUGGUUCAGUCUGGACUCUUGGAGUCACUACAGCAACCAACCAGAGAAAAGGAUGGACUUUCUUCAAUACUGAUGUCUGGAGUUUGCAGUACAAUGUGUCUAGACAGACUGGCUUUCCUGUUGUGCAGCAGCUUGAGCGUGUGAGAGUGUAUUUGGACUACGACCGAGGAAUGGUGGCAUUCAUUGAUCCUGUAACCAACACACAUAUACACACAUUCACAACCACCUUCACUCACACACUCAUUCCAUUCUUCAGUAGUCCUGACUCUCUGAGGAUCUUACCAGUCAACAGCCAGUGAUCGCUACUCCUGUAGGUCUGGAUCUUCUUGCUUUAAUUUUUUGAGUUAGAGUGCUGUUGAUCUAAAUAGAAGAAUGAUUUUUCCAGUAUUAUGCCACUGAAAGAGUUAAUGUAACACAUUUCAAUAAUAUAGUUUAAUUCAAUUUCAGAGGUUAAAUGAUAAUUAGUUCAUUGUAUGAAAUGGAUUUAAAAGGUUUUUGCUGGUCCACAACAAUGUUGAAUGUAAUAGAAAUAGACCUUUUCUGCACUUCCAUGUUUCGAAAAGCAGAAGCUUCAAAUACUUUUGUAAAAUAACUUCCACUGUAGCCUGUAUGAAUGGCUUGCUUUCUGAUAAUCAUCAAGCAGUAGAUCAAAUUGGAGUUGUUCAAAUAAAUGUAUAUUUUUUUUUAGUCCAUUCAUCAACAAUAACCGAUAGUACCAUCUUAAACGUGUCGUUUUCUCUGGAUUUGAGUGAUUGGACAGUAUUAUAUUUUAGAUACGAUUAAAGAUAAAUCAUAAUAAACAAUGGGCCUCAUUCAUGAAACACACGAGCAGAAAGA